This is a messenger RNA of Miscanthus lutarioriparius, 264 nucleotides long. Lineage: Eukaryota; Viridiplantae; Streptophyta; Magnoliopsida; Poales; Poaceae. The record is from the annotation of a GenBank genome assembly.
AUGCAGAUUGGCUCUGAUCAGAUUGAAGCUUUGUAUGAUAAUGCCAAAUUUGAGUUUGAGUGCGGGUGCUACUCAGAUGCCGUGGCCUACCUGAACCAAUAUCGGGUCCUGUCCACAAACGGUGAGAGGACUGCAAGAGCUUUAUGGGGGAUGCUGGCAUCAGAGAUUCUAAAUCGAAACUGGGAUGCUGCGCUGGAAGAGCUUAAUCGCUUAAAAGAGAUUAUUGAUUCAAAGGUCUACCUGGAUCCACACAGACGGAGGUGA